This is a messenger RNA of Verticillium alfalfae VaMs.102, 2244 nucleotides long. Its product is annotated as cellobiose dehydrogenase. Lineage: Eukaryota; Fungi; Ascomycota; Sordariomycetes; Glomerellales; Plectosphaerellaceae. The record is from RefSeq and is a predicted model, not a curated record. The transcript is spliced from 10 exons. Gene Ontology annotation, molecular function: oxidoreductase activity, acting on CH-OH group of donors; flavin adenine dinucleotide binding. Bases 1 to 2244 code for a protein of 747 amino acids.
AUGAGGUUCUUCAGCCGUGUUGGUGCCGGUGCGGCCCUCCUGGCCGCCGUCUCCUUCCUCGAGGGAGUCGCAGGCCAGACCGACUGGACGAGUCCGGAUACCGGCAUCGUCUACCAGUCGUACACGGGCUCUACUGGCAUGACGUACGGUAUUGCUCUGCCUACCAACUCACUGACUGUGGACGCCACCGAGUACCUCGGCUACAUUAACUGCCCGACGCCCGCUGGCGAGGAUCAGGGAUGGUGCGGUCUCUCACUCAUGCCCAGCAUGACCAACAGUCUGCUGUUCAUGGCACACCCGUACGAGGGCGAGGUCCUGACUUCGUUCCACUUUGCCACUUCGCGCGAGUCGGUUGAGAACUACAAGGGACAAGCCACAAUUACGCAAAUCACAUCUCGCGUCACCGCGACUGGCUUCAGCCUCGAAUACCGCUGCCAGAACUGCUUCAACUGGGAGCAGGACGGUUUCGUCGGCGGUCAUGCCACGACCCAGGGCUUCAUCGUCACCUCGUGGGCCCUCUCCAACAAGGCACCCGGCAACGCCGUCUGCCCUUCGGCCCUCGUCAUUGAGCAGCACGCGAGCCAGGGCAUCAACGGCGGCGCCAUCACGCCCGGGUUCACCAACGCCAACUAUGCUACCUGGGCGCAGCUCGCCAACAAGGUUGUCACCGGAAACUGUGGCGGCGGCACACCCACCUCUACCGGCGGCGCUGGCCCGACUACAACGUCGGUGCCCGAGACGCCCGUCACGGGUGUUCCAGUUCCCAACACGGCCUACGACUACAUCAUUGUAGGCUCUGGCGCUGGUGGUAUCCCUCUUGCCGACAAGCUCAGCGAGGCCGGCCACAAGGUACUGCUGAUUGAGAAGGGUCCUCCCUCUUCGGGACGCUGGGGUGGCAAGCGUGGCCCGACCUGGCUCGCGAACACGAAUCUGACCCGAUUCGAUGUGCCGGGUCUCUGCAACGAGAUCUGGCACGACUCGGCUGGCAUUGCUUGCCGUGAUACUGACCAGAUGGCCGGCUGUGUCCUCGGUGGUGGCACUGCCAUCAACGCUGCCUUGUGGUGGAAGCCCUAUGCUGCUGACUGGGACUACAACUUCCCCGCCGGAUGGAAGGCUAGCGAUGUCGCCGCCGCCCAGCAGCGCGUCUUUAACCGCAUCCCCGGAACCACAAGGCAUCUCGGGACGGCGUCAUCUCCCUCCAACCGCACCUUUGGAUACACGCCCUACAUGUAUUCGAACGGCGAGCGCGGCGGUCCCAUGGCCACGUACCUCGUCACCGCCAAUGCGCGCUCAAAUUUCAAGCUCAUCAUGAACACCCAGGUGAGGCGCGUCAUCCGCUCGGGCGGUCACGUUACGGGCGUCGAGGUCGAGCCAUACCUGGAUGGCGGCUUCCAAGGUGUCAUUCCCCUGACUGCCGUGACCGGUCGUGUCAUUCUAUCCGCGGGCACAUUUGGCAGCGCCAAGAUUCUGCUGCGCAGCGGAAUUGGCCCAACUGACCAGCUCGAUGUUGUCUCCAACUCGACGCGUGAUGGAUCGACGAUGAUCUCUCGCAACCAGUGGAUCAACCUGCCUGUCGGCUACAACCUCGAGGACCACACCAACACCAACGUUGUGCUCGAGCACCCCUCCGUCCAGUUCUAUGAUUUCUACACCGCCUAUGACGGCACGGCCCCGUACCAGGCCGAUAUCCAGAAGUACCUGACCCAGCGCAGUGGCAUUCUCGCCCAGUCCGCCCCCAACAUCGGACCUCUCUUCUUUGAGGAGAUUCGUGGCGCCGACAACGUCGUUCGUCAGCUCCAGUGGACCGCCCGCAUGGAAGCCAGUGAGGGCGAGGUAGAUGGCACAACCCCGCGCGCGAACCCCUGGAUCGGCACCAACAAGUUCGGCAACCAGGACGGCCGUAUCAACAACGGCGACUCGGUCGUCGACACGAACACCGUGUCUACGGCACCGACAACCUCUUUCGUCGUCGACGCCUCCAUCUUCCCCGGCAUGGUGACCGCCAACCCGUCCGCCUACUUUGUGGUCGCCGCCGAGCACGCCGCCUCCAAGAUACUCGCACUCCCGCUGGCAAGGGCCAGCCCAUCUACCAGCAGUGCGGCGGCCUCGAGUGGAGGGGCAGCUUCCAGUGCGCUGCCGGCCUCAAUGCCUCAGCAGCUGAAGCGGGUGAUAUUGGUUUACGGAGAAGAUAGGGGAAGAGAGGGUGUAGGCCCGGGGCCGAAUUCGAUUCACUGUCCAUAUUGA